UGAGUUACCUGUCAGAGGUGCUCAGUACCAGCCACAUUGCAUUUUACUGAGAGGGACAGAGAGGGGGAAAGAGCGCUGGAAGAAUGACGGAAGAAGUUAAAAUGUCUUUUUUUAAGAGCGUGGCGCUCAAGAUCGAGAGCAACAACACUGAACACCACACCAAUGAAAUCACAAACAAGGAGCUGAUCGUGAGACGAGGCCAACCCUUCACUGUGGUCCUUAAACUGACAGAAGCCUUCAACGACCGUCACCCGCUCACAGUUGUUGCAAUGACUGGUUUUCAGCCGUCUGAAGAACGUGGGACAAUUUCGUUCUUUGGUAUCCCAGACAAUGUGCCGCGUUCACCAUCAGCAAAGGCGGUGUGGAAGAUGCAGCUUAAAAAGGAGUCCACCCCAAAAAAGGGCAUCUUGCAUCUGGCCAUUACUCCAGCAGCUGACACUCCCAUAGGAGAUUUUAUACUGACCAUAAAAUACAAGGACGAAGAAACAUUGCUGGCGAUGAACACGGUGCUUUUUAACCCCUGGUGUGCUGAGGACUCAGUGUUUCUCCCUCUUGAGGAGGAAAGAGAGGAGUAUGUCAUGAACGAACAGGGGAUCGUCUACAGAGGAAGUGCAAUGUACCACUCUCCGCUUUCCUGGGACUUUGGACAGUUUGAAGAUGACAUGGUGCGGAUUUGUAUGAAGAUUUUGGACCUCAGCGUCAAACACAUUGAAGACCCAGCUGCCGAUCGUGGCAAUCGUUGUGAUCCUAUCUACGUCAGUCGUGUGGUCAGCGCCAUGAUUAACUCUGUAGAUGAUAAGGGCGUCCUGGAAGGAAACUGGGGUUCUUCAUUUGUGGGCGGUUUCUCACCCUCUCACUGGAAUGGCAGCCAUGCCAUCCUUAAGGGAUGGUUAAAUAGGAACUGCCACCCAGUCAAGUACGGCCAGUGCUGGGUGUUUGCUGCAGUAAUGUGUUCAGUGAUGCGUCUUCUGGGCAUCCCCUGCCGCGUUGUCACCAACUUCGAGUCGGCCCAUGACACCAACAAGAACCUGAUCAUCGACACAUACCACGCCGACUAUGGUGUUGCAGAGAAAGAUUCCCCUGACAGUGUUUGGAAUUUCCAUGUGUGGGUGGAGGGGUGGAUGAAACGUCCAGACCUGGCAGAAGAUGGGAAAUAUGAUGGCUGGCAAGUUGUGGAUCCAACACCACAGGAGGCGAGCGACGGCUUGUACUGCUGUGGUCCAGCCUCAGUGAAGGCCAUCCGGAAAGGAUUCGUUGACCUUAAAUAUGAUGCCCCGUUUGUCUACGCUGAAGUUAAUGCAGACUGUAUUGACUGGCUGGUCAAAGCUGACGGAUCAAAAAAAAAUAUCUUCUCUGAUACCAAAAGAGUCGGCGCUGCCAUGGUCACCAAGUGUGUCGGCAGCGACAAGAAGAAAUACAUCACAAAGAGAUACAAGUUCAAAGAGGGAUCAAAGAAGGAGAGAGCUGCCUUCAAGUACGCCGUCCUCGAGUUAGAGGAGGGUGACGAGGUUGAGGAGGACAGUGAGGAAGAUGAGGAAGAUACCUCUGGAGGUACAAAUGAAGAAACCCCAGAUGUCAUUAUUCCACCAUCCCCAAUGACCAUGCGAUUUGAAGAGGUAGCCAAGCCGAAGAAUGGUGAGGACGUGAACCUGAGUUUGGUGCUCCACAGCGAGAGCAGUGUUGCCAGGCCACUGUCGAUCGCAAUCAGUGUUCAGGUCAUGAGACACAACGGUACACCAGCUGUGAACCUCCAGAAGGACGUAAAGGAAGUGACACUGCAGCCUGGGAAAGAACUCACCAUUCCUAUCCUGAUUCCGUUCUUGACCUACCACAAACCGAUGUUGGAGGGUGAAAGCAUGAAGGUUUCAGCUAUGGUCACAGACCUGAAAGAGCCAGACAAUGUUUACCUGGCUGAAUACGACAUUGUCCUGAUCGAACCUUCCAUCACCAUCCAAGUGGGUUCCGGUGAGGGCAAAUUGCACAAAACUGUAAAAGUGGACGUCCUUUUCAAGAACCCUGUAAACGAGAGACUGACGGACUGCACACUGACUCUGUCAGGGAGUGGACUAUUAAGAGACGAGUCUAUAAGCAAGCUUCCAGACCUUCCUCCUAAAUGCCAGUUUCGUAUCGGAGUCACCUUCAUUCCCUACAGGAAGGGAAAGAAGACUCUCCUGGUCGACUUGGACUGCAAGACCUUCAGAGACAUCAAGGGCACCUGCACUGUCAACGUCACUGACUAGACAUCAGUGUCGCUGAGCAACAAUCUGAAACAAAACAUCAAUUGCAUAGCUUUCUUUCUUUAAUGCUCACAUUUGAAACAAUUUAGUUUACGUUGGGGAUACAUGCAUGCAAAAUCUCAUGAUUCAGCUUUUAUUCUUGGGCUCACGAUUUGUUUUUUUUUUUAAUCCAAAACAUGAUCAAAUGGCUACCAUCAUUGAAUUAGUUUCUCUGUGCCUCUUUGCUAGAGUGGUCCCUGAUGGCACCACAACACUGCCACUCCAUCUACAGCUUUGAUGACUUUAACAUGCCAAGACAUUACAGGAAUUAUGAAUUGAUCCUUUGGAAUUUAAGAUUCAUUUAUGACUCCGUGAAAAUACAUGUGAAUCCAAAUAAUGUGAAUCGCUUUUUUAGUUUAGUUCAGUGUUGAGUUUUGAAACGCACCUGCAUAUGGUUUGACGACUUCAGAAACCUUACAACUUGUGCAUGCAUAUGAACUCGUACGUGGUGCAUACAACAUGACAUGUGUUCAUAAAAAGUCUGAGUUUGAACCCAUGUUUUCAUACAUGAAUUAAAUGAAAACAACCCUGUCAUACUCUUCACUGAUCUCACCCCAGCUUCUCAGAACACAGCGAGCUCUGCUGGACACACAGUGUAGUGCAGUUGCAGUCAGAAUUUGAACUGAUCUCCAUUCUCCAAAAUAGAAACCAAAAUCGCUAGUGCUCUAUCUCUCUUGUGGUGCAUUUAGGGCUGUGGAAAAUGUGAGCUCUUCUCACAGCUUUUUGGUGGUAAAUGGUAGUUUCUAACGAGAUUGACUUCAUUGUUCAACUGAUCUGUUUUUAUUCAUUUUUAACAUUUUAUUUUAUGUUGCUGGGGGUUUUCUUUUUUAACUCAUCACUCUGAAUUUGAUGUGGGUCUUUCCCCUUUGAAAAACCUCUUUAAUUCUGUUGUAUUGAGUACUACCAGGGAUGGUAUUAGAAAUUAGAAACUACAGGGAUGUGAAUGAUGACCAGGUCUCUAUGAUUCUGUGUCUCUAUGAAAUGAGUGUGAAUGUAAUCGUCAUAAAAUGCCAAAAAAAUAAAUAAAACUGGUGACAGCUGCAUUUAAACUACA
Molecule: messenger RNA, 3330 nt
Organism: Solea solea (common sole)
Lineage: Eukaryota; Metazoa; Chordata; Actinopteri; Pleuronectiformes; Soleidae
Gene: tgm8
Product: transglutaminase 8
Exons: 15
Coding region: 84-2240 (718 amino acids)
Biological process (GO): peptide cross-linking
Molecular function (GO): protein-glutamine gamma-glutamyltransferase activity
Source: RefSeq, a predicted model, not a curated record